Messenger RNA from Exophiala aquamarina CBS 119918, 3477 nucleotides. RefSeq lists its product as uncharacterized. The transcript is spliced from 3 exons. Bases 1 to 3477 code for a protein of 1158 amino acids. The record is from RefSeq and is a predicted model, not a curated record. Lineage: Eukaryota; Fungi; Ascomycota; Eurotiomycetes; Chaetothyriales; Herpotrichiellaceae.
AUGUUGAGUCGAGAAGAAAACAACAGGAGCGAGAAGCGGACGCCUAUUGCUUCGAAAGGUCCACACACCAUUGACGUUCCCGAUGGACUUGAAAGCAAUUCAUUUUUUGACUCAGGCGACGGCGCCCCCUCCAGAAAGCGGCGAUUACCCCCGCUGCUAGACCACUUCAACGCUCGCGAUCUCAAAGAACUGCUCAAAUGCUCCAUAGCGGUAUGGAUCAUCACCUUGUUCAUCGUGAUCGAUCCCGUCCUCCGAGCAGAGGGGCAGGCAAUGUUCUUUGGCUGCAUCGUUCUUUUCAUCGCUCCUCCCUCGGGCAUUGUCUUCUUCCAGCUACUCGUGGGUGCCACCAUUUUGAUUGGUAUGGGCCUUGCCUGGGGCUGGGGGGUCAUCACCAUGAAAGCCGCUCUUGCUGCGCGGCCACAAGCAGAAACCAAUGCUCGCUUGAUUGAGCUCCAACAAGCAUCGACGCAGAAUGUGACAAACGUAGGGCAAUUGUCCGGUCAGACUACAUAUACGCAGGUUUUGAUAUUCGAGGGAUUCAUGCUCGAUGCAAGGGUCACCGCUGUCUAUUACUGCAUGAUCUGUCUUUUCAUUUACACUUUGGCACGUCUCCGGGUGGCGAACCCCAAAAUGGUCGCUGUCCAGAUAUUCGGCACGAUUAUCAGCGACAUUUUCCUCACAAGUGGUCCCUUGCUACCGUCAUUCACGGGAAGCAUUCCCAUCACACUUAUCAAGCCCGCGGCUACGGCCGUUGGGGUUGGUGUCCUCUGCAAUAUCAUGUUCUUCCCAGAGUCGACCUCGCACAUUGUGCUGUACAAUAUCAAGCAGAUCCUCUCCCCAAUGGUUGAAUUCGUCGACGCCUGCAGGCUGAGUCUCGACAAUAACGCACGCCCAAUGAGCUUGGAAAAACUGAGAAAGGCCAAGGCUCAAGGCAUCGCAAGCUUCAAGGCUCUGGAAGGCCGGUUGAGCUUCCUUCCACUCGACGUCUCGGUCUGUCGCUGGAACACACAGGACAUCGGCCUUCUCAAGAAGCCCCUUCGAUUCGCGUUCAUCACCUGGGUUGGCCUGAUAGAGGCACAGAUCAGCCGAACCGAAUCCAGAGCGCGCAUGGCCAAGCUGAUUGAAAGACAUGAAGCACGCAAGCAGGGCCAGGCGCCCGUAGAAGACCAGCCCAAAUUCGGCCGACAUCAAAUCGCCCAACAACUCCACCUUGCCCAAUUAUUUCGCAACGUCGAAACCGAAGACCUCAUCACGAAAACCAUGGGGGCUCUGCAAGAGUCGGCAAACCCUCUGCUCAACACAUGCAACAUCGCCAUCCGCGCAAUAGUCGAGACCUUGGAUGUCGUCAACGAGAAAAAAUGGACCGGCCGCCCAUCGCCCGAGACACUCAAUGCAAUGCAUCAGCAGCACGAACGUAUCCUCGCCGAUUUACGCAAGGAAUGCGAGAAUUUCAUAGCCACCACCACGCCACGUAUCCUCGACCAUCACACACAUCUAUUUGACGCGAAUGGUAACCUCGAUCCACCACCAAGUCUCGGUGCAGUCCCAUUGCGAGGCGUGAUAUUAGGCCUUAUUUUCGAAGAACGCAUUGUGAGUUUCGCUCGCUCGCUCACACAGCUGCUGGCGCAGAUCGUGACGUUGGAGGGAGAGCGCAAGAAGCAGAGACUCUGGCUUCCUGCUGGGCUAAGACAUUUCGGAUCGUGGGUUUCAGGCCGCGAGCCGGCGCCCCAGGUCACGCCCGUGAUGCCUGAACUGGAGCAGGAGCGGGAGGAGAAAGAGAACAAGAAGUCCAAACGUCGUCGUCGCCAUCGCCGCCGUAAGCGUGGCGAUGCAGCAGCUGGUGAAGAGGAGGACGACGAUCUCGAACCCAAGAUACCCAAAGCAUCUGAGCAGCUGGCCGCCAUCCAUCUGCAUCGCGGCAAGGCGCGACAUCCGUUCGGACGCUUUGUGCUGGUAACGACGCGUUGGAUCACGAGCACGGCCGGCAUGUUUGGGAUACGAGUCGUUAUCGCAACCAUCGCUGUUGGGAUUCCCGCCGCUAUCCCCUCUAGUGCCGGCUUUUACUACCGUGAGAAGGGUCUAUGGGCGUUGAUCAUGGCGCAGAUAGGUCUUGUGCCUUACGCUGCCGACUUUACGUGGGGUCUUUUACUCCGCGUUGGCGGUACUGUCAUUGGAGGCAUUCUUGGAAUGGCCGCUUGGUACAUUGGUGCUGGCAACGGACCUGGGAAUCACUACGGCAUUGCUGCUAUUAUGGUGCCCUUGGUCCUUGCCCUCAUGUGGCUCAGGUUAUUUGGCCCGCCGGCACUCUUGCAAGCUUUCAUGCUCACAGCAGCAACUGUCUACCUGACUGUUGCGUACAGCUGGGUGGACACACACAUUCCCUCGUACGGCAAUCCAGGAGUGGGAUAUUCCGUCUUCUGGAGGCGUGUGGUCCUAGUCCUGGUCGGCUUCACGGCAUCUGCGAUUGUGACCUAUUUCCCCCGCCCACCAUCUGCGGGUCGACACUACAGGCGGGUUCUUUCACGCACGCUUUCAAGCUUCCAAGAUCGGUACGCGCUGCUUGUUACGCGUGCCAUGAACGUCGAACACAGCCAGUACGAGGAGGAACAAAUUCAAGCCCAACCCCCCAAGCCAAGAUCAGACCUCAUGACCGCAUUGGAGAAAACUACGAUCGAGACUGCCGACCUGCUGUCCUCCAUCCUCGGGCCGAUCCAGCUGCUCAAAUUCGAGCUCUCAUCCACCGACUUCACGGCUGCCGGCCUCUGGAAAAUCACAUCUCUCGCGACCAACAUCAACUUUGACCUAUUUCAGUUAUUCUACUACAGCUUGCAACUUCCGCCCGCCUUCAAGAGACGCUUUUUUCUCCUCAGCGGCGUGUUUCAAGAACAGUUUGUCGGAGAUCUCAUGGGUGUGCUGAGCCUGCUGUCACACAGUCUUGAGACAGGGAGUGCGCUCCCGCAUGUACUGCCUGCACCGCUGACGGUGAGGGCGUUUCGUGAUCGUGUGGGUGGUGUCCUGUAUGGGGCUGGCGAAGGCGUCAGAUGGAAGAGAAACGCAGGCCCUACGGUCGACAAAGCUGGUGCUGAUAUCAACUAUGAGACCGAGAGCAAAGGAGAACAACAACAACAACAGCAGCAGCAGCAGCAUACGGACCACAUCAACAGCCUGCUCGGCCCCAUCACCUGGCAAAUGCUUGAGGCAAACGAGGACGGGUUUCGGAAAUACUGCGUCAUGUUGUCCGCGGUGGUGGGCCUGCUGAAUGCGAUUGACGACAUGGUUCUCGUGGUCAAAGAGGAGCUGGGCGAGUCUCACCUCGUGGAUAUUGAGGGGUGGACUGGUGGGUUGGGCGUGCUCAGACCCGGGAGAGAUGUCUUCAAGGUCGCGGAUGGUGAGGACGGUGCUGGGGCCGGGAAUGCAGAGGUUGAUGUCAAGGUACAGAGAGCCGAUGUGGCCAGUGGAAAUCGGAGCCAGGGGUGA